Messenger RNA from Phaeoacremonium minimum UCRPA7, 1248 nucleotides. RefSeq names its product putative branched-chain-amino-acid aminotransferase protein. The record is from RefSeq and is a predicted model, not a curated record. Gene Ontology annotation, cellular component: mitochondrion. The transcript is spliced from 2 exons. Bases 1 to 1248 code for a protein of 415 amino acids. Lineage: Eukaryota; Fungi; Ascomycota; Sordariomycetes; Togniniales; Togniniaceae. Gene Ontology annotation, molecular function: branched-chain-amino-acid:2-oxoglutarate transaminase activity. Gene Ontology annotation, biological process: L-valine biosynthetic process; L-leucine biosynthetic process.
AUGAUGCGACCGCUUCUUAUGCGCUGCGGCGCCGCGGCCGCCAGAUCUGGCCCGUCACAACUUUCCAGACCCCUUCUCGGAUCAUGGCAUGCUACGAGGAAAUAUAGCAUAACGCCCGAGGCUGCUUCACUCUCAAAGCCUCAGGACAUCGACCCUUCCAAGCUUAUCAUCGAGAAGAACACGAAGCCGGGCAGCCUGAAGAAUCCAGAGGAGCUCGUCUUCGGAGCCAAUUUCACUGACCACAUGAUCUCUAUUGAGUGGAACAAGACGGACGGCUGGCUGGCACCGCACAUAACGCCGUACCAGAACCUCUCACUCGACCCGGCGACCUGCGUGUUCCACUAUGCCUUCGAGUGCUUCGAAGGUAUGAAGGCGUAUAAGGACAAGAGCGGGAAGAUCAGGCUAUUCCGCCCCGACAAGAACAUGGAGCGUCUAAACAAGUCCGCUGCUCGUAUCGCUCUGCCAACCUUCACCGGUACGGCCUUGAUCAACCUGAUCGCGGAACUCGUUAAGAUGGACCAGCGCUUCAUCCCCGACAAGCGUGGCUUCUCACUCUACCUGCGGCCAACACUCAUUGGCACGCAGAAGACACUCGGCGUCGGCCCGCCGGGCUCUGCACUGCUCUUUGUCAUCGCCUCGCCCGUCGGCCCCUACUACCCCACCGGCUUCAAGGCCAUCUCACUAGAGGCCACCGACUACGCCGUGCGAGCGUGGCCCGGCGGUGUCGGCGACAAGAAGCUGGGUGCUAACUACGCGCCUUGCAUCGUGCCUCAGCGUGAGGCCAUGAGCCGUGGUUUCCAGCAGAACCUCUGGCUCUUCGGCCCGGAGGAGUACGUGACGGAGGUCGGCACAAUGAACAUGUUUGCGGCGAUCAGGAACAAGGAGACCGGCCAGAAGGAGCUUGUGACCGCCCCUCUGGACGGCACCAUCCUGGAGGGAGUGACUCGUGACUCUGUCCUGCAGCUCGCUCGCGAGAAGCUCGCCCCUGAGGGCUGGAUGAUCUCGGAGCGCAAGUACACCAUGCACGAGCUCGCCGAGGCCUCCCAGGAGGGACGUCUCAUUGAAGCUUUUGGUGCCGGAACAGCUGCUAUUGUCAGCCCUAUCAGGUCGAUCAGCUGGAAGGGACAGCUGGUGGACUGUGGCCUAAAGGAGACCGAGGAGUCUGGAGAAAUUGCACUCAGAAUGAAGGACUGGAUGGAGGCUAGGCAGUAUGGCGACGAGGAGCAUGAGUGGAGUUAUGUGUGCUAA